This is a messenger RNA of Trichoderma asperellum CBS 433.97, 1219 nucleotides long. RefSeq lists its product as uncharacterized. NCBI's taxonomy places the organism in Eukaryota, Fungi, Ascomycota, Sordariomycetes, Hypocreales, Hypocreaceae. Gene Ontology annotation, cellular component: cytoplasm. Gene Ontology annotation, biological process: fructose metabolic process; fructose 1,6-bisphosphate metabolic process; fructose 6-phosphate metabolic process. The record is from RefSeq and is a predicted model, not a curated record. Gene Ontology annotation, molecular function: fructose 1,6-bisphosphate 1-phosphatase activity.
UUUUUUUUUUCUCUCUCCCUCAAACAGCAUCAAAAAAUAUUUCACAACAUGUCUUCACAACCUCCCCUUCCUCUGCCUCCAUGGCUGCCCCCUCAGCUCUCUCAGUCACCAUCUCCGACUCUCCACGCUCUCAGCACGUCUCUCCUCCCGCACCUCCUCACCGCAAUCUCCCAGAUCGGCGCGUCGCUGCGUACUUCGCAUCACGUAGCUCUCGCCGGAUCAGCAAACCUGUUUGGAGAUGACCAGCUCAACGUGGACGUCUCGGCUGAGAACGCGGUUCGCGCAGCGCUGGCGAAAUGCCCGCUUGUAGUGACAGCAAGCAGCGAGGAAGACCCGCAAGAGAAGGAGGUCCAUCAGGGAGGAGAAGCUGCUGCUGCUGCUGCUGCUGCUUCGGAUGAGAGAUUCUCAGUUGCCUUUGAUCCUCUUGACGGCAGCUCCAUCAUAGGCGCAAACUGGUCCGUGGGCACAAUCUUGGGAAUCUGGAAAGGCGAAACCGCAUUGGGCAAGAGCCCCAAAGAGCAGAUCUGCUCGAUACUGGGCGUUUACGGGCCGCGGACGACUGCAAUCGUGGCCAUACGAGAGAAGCCGGAAGAUGCCGGCCUAUGCUUUGAGCUUGGGCUGGACGACAGCGGCUGCAACAUUGAGCUCGUCCGGCCAAACGUCAGGCUCUCCUCGCCGCCGUACAAAACGCGAUACUUUGCCCCCGCCAAUCUACGGGCUGCUGCCGAGUCACCUUCCUAUGCUGAACUUGUUGCCUCUUUCAUCAGGGAAAAGUACACGCUGCGGUAUAGCGGGGGGCUUGUUCCGGAUCUGGGCCACAUUCUUACCAAAGGCCACGGCGUGUACAUUUCGCCUGUGACGCGGGCGAGCAAGGCGAAGCUGAGGAAGCUGUACGAGCUGUUUCCUGUAGGGUUGGUGGUGGAGUGUGCUGGAGGUAAAGCUGUGGAUGAGAAUGGGCGGGAUGUGUUGGAGAAGGGGGUGGAGGGCUGUGAUGAGCGGGGAGGCAUCAUAUUUGGAAACACGGAUGAGGUUGAAGAAGUGGUCAAGGUGUUGCUGGGAUGAUGGGCUUGGAUAAGAUAGAUGUACACUCUCUCGCGAGGUUAAAUCAGUUACAAGGGGCAAAUAUGAGGGCAUGUUUUACAUGUGGGAUAAGUGUGUAUCAGCUCAUUAAAAUUAACCAAAUUCAUCCGCUAGCUAUGAUAUCACAUAGUCUCGUAAG